Molecule: messenger RNA, 3366 nt
Organism: Aspergillus udagawae
Lineage: Eukaryota; Fungi; Ascomycota; Eurotiomycetes; Eurotiales; Aspergillaceae
Product: condensin subunit YCG1
Exons: 2
Coding region: 1-3366 (1121 amino acids)
Biological process (GO): mitotic chromosome condensation
Cellular component (GO): condensin complex; condensed chromosome
Source: RefSeq, a predicted model, not a curated record
AUGCCUGGCCGAGUUUCCGCCCGUUCGACCUCUGCGCCGACUCGCAGGUCGUCGGCUCAGCCCUCAGCAUCGGGAGGUCGCGCCGCGUCUGUGACCCCGUCCUUUGUGGUUCCAGAGGAACCUGCUCCGCCCGAAGCAUCGCCUAACCUACGUCGCGAUGUUUGUUUGAUUUUUGCUGAUGCCCAGCGUUCAACGACCGGUCAUCGGAAGCUUGUGGUGCGAUUAAGGAAGCUGCAGGAGACAUGCUGCGGAAUUUCUGCGAAGAAGACGAAGAAGGAUGGCAAGGACCCUGAGGUCCGAGAGGAACUGUUACUGCCGAGUGAAGAAACCAUUCCGGAAAAAGAGUUUAACGUAGAGGUUGGUCGCUGUUUGCUGCGCAUACUGCCGAUCAAGAAGACCGAGUCGGUUGGGGAUCGAAUUCUGCGGUUUGUUGGAACUUUCCUAUCUCACGCGACUGAGAAAGAUACCGAAAUCUUCGCCGCCAGAAAUGACGAGGAUGACAUGCAAAAUAUCAUCGAGACUCCAACUGCCCGACUGGCGACUCAUCUGAUCAGCGUGGUUGUGCCGUUACUGGCAGCAAAGGACAAGAUCGUGCGUUUUCGCGCGACACAAAUUGUCACCCACAUUGUCAAUUCUCUCGAAACAAUCGAUGAUGAUCUCUACCAUACCAUUCGACAGGGACUAUUGAAACGAAUUAGAGACAAGGAGCCCUCAGUGAGGGUACAGGCUGUGCUGGGGCUUGGACGCCUGGCAGGAAACGAAGAAGAAGACGACGAUGACAACGACGAUAGCUCCAAAGCCCUCCUCGAAAAGCUCAUUGACAUUAUGCAGAAUGACACAAGUGCUGAAGUGCGAAAGACCUUGUUGCUCAAUCUGCCUUUAGUGCCCGCGACUCUCCCGUAUCUGCUCGAACGUGCACGAGACCUUGAAGCAACUACCAGACGAGCCUUAUACUCCCGCUUACUUCCCACCCUGGGUGACUUCCGCCAUUUGUCGCUUUCAAUGAGAGAGAAACUGCUUCGAUGGGGCCUUCGAGACCGAGAUGAAAGUGUCCGAAAAGCCACAGGAAAGUUGUUCUAUGACCGCUGGAUUGAAGACUGUGCUGGCGCAAACAACGAUUCCGAAAAUGGUCCUUCCACCCAGCGGUCUCCCCCGAAUAUCCCGGCACUACUGGAAUUAUUGGAAAGAAUUGAUGUCGUCAGCUCUGGGAUGGAUUCGGGGAUCGCGCACGAGGCCAUGCGCAGCUUCUGGGAGGGCCGCCCCGACUAUCGAGAGGCAGUUGUAUUCGAUGAGCCAUUCUGGGAAUCCUUGACGGCCGAGUCAGCCUUUCUUCUACGAUCGUUUAACGACUUCUGCCGCGUCGAGAACGAAGGAAAGUUCGAUAGUCUCGCCGACGAGAAGAUACCUGAGGUGACAGCUUUCGCGCAUUUCCUGAAAAAAUACAUGAUCGAGCUCCUACAAAGGAAGAAAAUGGCCAAGGACACUAGUGAAGCAAACGACGACGACACGGUUGAGAACGAAUUUAUCGUUGAGCAACUAUUACAUAUCGCCAUUACGUUGGACUAUAGUGACGAGGUUGGUCGCCGGAAAAUGUUCUCUCUCCUUCGCGAGUCGCUAGCCGUGCCCGAGCUACCUGAGGAGUGUACCAAGCUCACUGUCGAGACUUUGAGAUGUGUGUGCGGACCUGCUGCUGCGGCCGAGAGCGAAUUCUGCAGUGUCGUUCUCGAAGCUAUUGCGGAAGUCCAUGACACCAUUGUGACCGAAGAUAGUUUUGUUUCGGCCAAGUCUGAAAUUAGCGAUGCGACCUCCAGCCGCCAACGAUCCGAGACCCCGGCAGACAGCGAAGCCGAAGUACCCUUCAAUAAGGAGGAAGCAAAGGCCAAGGUUCUGCGGGAGAUCGUGGUCAAUAUGAAAUGCCUGCAUAUUGCCCAAUGUAUGUUACAAAACGUGGAAGGCAAUCUGCAACAGAACAUGAACCUGGUCACUAUGCUCAACAAUUUGGUCGUGCCAGCGGUUCGAAGCCACGAGGCUCCGAUCCGUGAAAGGGGUCUAGUGUGCCUUGGUCUCUGCUGCUUGUUGGACAAGACUCUCGCCGAAGAGAAUAUGACGCUCUUCAUCCACUGUUAUAGCAAAGGCCACGAAGCCCUGCAGGUCACCGCCUUGCACAUUUUGUGUGAUAUGAUAACGACGCAUCCCUCGCUACUCGCCCCUGUCACACAGUCUGACGGGGAAACCGUUUCCCCGCCAGCAUUCCAGAAGCCAUUGCUCAAGGUCUUUGCAAGAGCUCUAAAGGCCAGCUCUCCGAACAGUGUCCAGGCCGCUGCAGCCACCGGCCUUUCAAAGUUGUUGCUCACAAAUACUUUUACGCCGUCUGGGGCAAACAUUCCACCGGCCAUCCAGGAGUACAACGAGUCCGCUGUGGAGACCCUCUUGCAAUCGCUCAUUGUUUCUUUCUUCCACCCACGUACUCGGGAGAACCCAGCCUUUAGGCAAGCGUUGGCUUAUUUCUUCCCUGUAUACUGCCAUUCCCGCUUGGAGAAUACCCAGCACAUGCGAAAGGUGACCGUUCCCGUUAUCCGUGCGGUUCUCAAUGCGGCGGAGGAGUACUACUCCCUAGAAGCCGAGGAAGAUAGUGAUGGCGAGAUUGAUGAGACUGUUGGACAAAGGGAGCUGAAGACCCUGAUGGCAGGUGUCGUGGGCAUGCUUGCAGAAUGGACGGAUGAGCGGAGAGUGGUGGGCCUGGGUGGAGAGAAGAUUCUGGCGGGUGUUCCGACAAGCUCCAACGCCUGUGGAUUCGUGCACUUGGCCCUGGUGAAAGAUAUUCUGGAGCGCGUUCUGGGAAUUAGCACCGGUCCCAACCGGUGCUCUAAGGAAGAAAAGAAGCUUAUAUUCUCAUUGUUGAGUAAGCUUUAUAUUUCUCCUCCUGUGGUACCAUCGCGAGCUGGGUCUAGGAUCCCCGAAGGCGAUGAUCAAUUCCGCUCCAGCACCCAGAGUGCCAGUGGGGGCGAAAUCUCCCCUGAGAAUGUGGCUCUUGCCCAGGAGGUCAAGGAAUUACUGGACGAGGCCAUCCAAGAGGGUGUCGCGGCCGAAGCAGCGGGUCGAAAUGCACUCGUGAAGGUGAAGAAUGCUGUUCUCAAACUCCUUGCAACUGCGCAGGGUACCAGGUCCGAGAGUGUCAGGCCGCGUGAAGGCACCGAGGAACCCGAAAGUGAUGCCAUGAGCAUCCGCUCUGGCAGUGCCCGGCCGUCCAUUGAGCACCCAGGCAAACGCCGGCGGAUGUUCUCAGUAGAGCCCAGCAUCAUGGAGGAGGAUGAGAACGAUGACAGUCGAGGAACGAUCAUCAAGUCUGAAGCUCAUGACGACUGA